Messenger RNA from Kwoniella shivajii, 2142 nucleotides. RefSeq lists its product as uncharacterized. The record is from RefSeq and is a predicted model, not a curated record. Bases 1 to 2142 code for a protein of 713 amino acids. The transcript is spliced from 6 exons. Lineage: Eukaryota; Fungi; Basidiomycota; Tremellomycetes; Tremellales; Cryptococcaceae.
AUGUCAGACAGCUCUUACAUACAGGAGAUCAUAGUCUCAACCAAUGAGAAUAAGAUCAGAGUAUCCCUUGAUUGGGACAGGUUGAUUGAUUUCCAAGUUGGUAAAGUAGUUUCGCUAGCUCGUGAUCAACAGUUCUGGGUUUCACCUGAUAUUGCAUCGUCUUUAUCUGCCCAUUCUCAUAAAGCAUCACAUCUAAUCCUUUUGAAAAGCAAAGAUGGGUGUACAACUCUGGUGUUGUACCCCGUAUCGACCUCUGAUGUCAAUAACGUCUUCGUGAUUGAAGAUGGAAAGAUCAAGAGUAACUUACAACGGGUAUCUCUGGAAAAAACAGACGAAAUAGUAUGGGUAAUUUGUGUGGAAGCGAAAACUCCUGUCCAAGAAAGAAGAUCAGUAUCGAAAGCAAUUAAGAUUGCUAGAGGCUUAGUAGGUUCAAACAAAGUAGAUAAGUCACAUGAUUUAGAUAUAUUCGAUCAAUUGGGUGUUUGUACUUGGGAAAGUUUCAAACAACCUGACGGCAGCCGUACACGACCAACAUUGGAUUUGUUAUUAUCCAUCAUUCCCAAACAUCCUAUUGGAACUUAUCUGAUCGAUGAUGGAUGGCAGGAUGUAUCACCUGAAAGGAAACUCAACUCCUUCAAUGCAUACUCAGCUCUAGGUGCUACUCUGUCUGAGACAGUUGAAGCUUUGAAAGACAGGGGCGUAGGGAAAGUUGGAGUUUGGAUGACUUUACAAGGUUAUUGGGAAGGUAUACAUCCCUCCAGUGAAUUAGUCGAAAAAUACCAUUGUAAACAAUAUCAAGUUGGAAAGGUUUUGGGUGGUUUAGAAGACGAAUCUGAACCAAGUGGGAAAACAUUGUUUUAUCCUUCUCCUGAAAAAGCAGGAUCAUUCUGGGAAGAUUACUUGACUACUUUGAAAGAAAGUGGAAUCGACUUUGUCAAGAUUGAUAAUCAAGGAUAUUCUGAAAUGGCAGUCGAUCCAGCAGGUUUACACCUGCAGAGGUCGCUGUUCCUUGGAUGUAUGAAAGCUGUCGAGAAAGUCUUUGGACUAAAUGCGGUUAUUGUCUGUAUGGCUCAUAACGAAAGAAUGUUGAAUGGACCUGGUGGAUUAAACUUCGAUCGUCCUUCUGAUAAUCUAAUCUUCCGAAAUAGCGAUGACUUCGCGAUACCACUUACCCUCGACCACACUGAUCAUAUCUAUAUGAACUUGUAUACCUCUAUCCUCACUUCUAAUUUAGCACUCAUACCAGAUUUCGACAUGUUGGCUUCGUCGCCUAAAUCCCAGUGGCCAAUAUAUCAUGCACUUCUUCGAUCUUUGGGGCCCGGUCCAGUCCUUUUGUCUGAUACUCCUCACGAUAUUCCUGAUGAAGCUCUCAUCUCCAGAAUGACUGGUGAGACUAAAGACGGUGUAAUCAAAGUAAUCAAAGCGACAAAUGCAGCUCAGGUGUUAUCCCGUAGAUGGUUCUCAGAGGGGGUCAGGGGAAGCAAAGAGGGUCCAGCUUUAGUUGCUGGAAGUAAGUUUGGUGAAGUAGGCGGUAUCAUUGGCGCUUGGAAUGUACAUCAUCCCAAUACAGAAGCGAUUGCCAAAGAUCAAAUUUCCUGGGAAGAUGUGGAGGAUUUGCUAGACUUGGAAGAAAACAGUGCAUCUGAAUAUCUGCUGAGCAUACCUCUGAACAUAUCGAAACAUAGUCAAAAGCAAGAAUCCAAUAGCCCAAUCGUCACACUAGUCAAUGCAUCCGAUCAAGGCACAAUGGACAUUGAACUGGAAAAAGGCGAAUCUGAGAUGGUCGUGGUCAGUAAAGUCUACAAUUUGCACGCCGCUAGAUUGGCUAUUGUGGGAUUGAAAGGGAAAUUCGCUUCUUUAGCUGGUAUCGAGCAUAUCAGCACUAACAAAGACUCGAUCACUUUCAGAUCGACUUAUUCUGCUCAAGCAAUCUCGAUCAUUUUGAUCGGUGAAGAAGACAUCUCAUCUGCAUCGAUCAAAGCAUCCAUGGAUGGUGUAGACAGUAAGGUUGAUGUUCAUGCCAUCACAAUCCGACAAGGAACAGAGACGGUCACAGGUCGUUUGAUCGAUUUACACUUCCCUCCAGAAUCUAAUCAAGGACAAAAAGCAGCUUGGGACGUUGAAAUCGUGCUUGGACAUUGA